Anolis sagrei ordinatus is the source of this 684-nucleotide messenger RNA. NCBI's taxonomy places the organism in Eukaryota, Metazoa, Chordata, Lepidosauria, Squamata, Anolidae. The record is from RefSeq and is a predicted model, not a curated record.
AUGGGCAACAAGGAGUCCCGCAUCGGCUUCCUCAGUUACAACGAGGCCUUGCGAAGGGUGACGGACCUAGAAUUGAAACGGCUGAAAGAUGCUUUCAAGAGGACCUGCGGCCUCUCCUGCUACAUGAGCCAGCAGUGCUUCAUUCGUGAUGUACUUGGAGAUGGAGUUCCUCCAAAAGUGGCAGAGGUCAUCUACUGCUCUUUUGGCGGCAUGUCCAAAGGCCUACACUUCAAUAACUUGAUUGUGGGCUUAGUCCUCCUGACAAGGGGUCGAGAUGAAGAGAAAGCAAAAUACAUUUUCAGCUUGUUCUCCAAUGAAUCUGGGGGCUAUGUUGUCCACGAAGAGCUGGAGAGGAUGCUCCUUAUGGUUGACGAGAGGGUCCCAGAGUCUCUCAAGAAAUGUUUCUCUGAGGGCGAAAAGGUAAACUGCAAGAAGUUCUGAAGCUGGCUGUUGUGCAACAAAGAGGCCUUCACGUUUUCCCGCUGGUUGCUGUCCGGCGGGGUGUAUGUUACCCUCACGGAUGACAGCGACACCCCCACCUUCUAUCAAACGCUUGCUGGCAUCACACACCUGGAAGAAUCUGAUAUCAUUGAUCUUGAGAAACGGUAUUGGCUCCUGAAAGCUCAAUCGAGAACAGGGCGCUUUGACCUGGAAACUUUUGGACCCUUGGUUUCCCCACCAAUC